AUGAAGUCUAUCUUGGGCGUCGUUGCUCUCCUGGCCUUGGGAGCUUCCGCUCUUCCUCAUGGCAUUGAUGGUGAUCUUGCCUACAACAAGCCUGCUGCUCCUGGAAAGCGAGCUGAUCUCGAUGGCGACCUGGCUUAUAAUAAGCCGGCUGCUCCUGCUAGGCGGGCUAGUAUCGACGGUGACCUGGCCUACAAUAAGCCGGCUAGCCCCGAGAAGAGAGCUGACCUUGACGGCGAUUUGGCUUAUAAUAAGCCUGUUGCUCCUGGAAAGCGAGCUGACCUUGAUGGUGAUCUGGCCUAUAACAAGCCUGUUGCUCCUGGAAAGCGAGCUGACCUUGAUGGUGAUCUGGCCUAUAACAAGCCUGUUGCUCCUGGAAAGCGAGCUGACCUUGAUGGUGAUCUGGCUUAUAAUAAGCCGGCUGCCCCUGCCAAGCGGGCUGAUCUUGAUGGCGACCUUGCCUAUAACAAGCCUGUUGCUCCUGUCUGA
This is a messenger RNA of Metarhizium acridum CQMa 102, 486 nucleotides long. RefSeq lists its product as uncharacterized. The record is from RefSeq and is a predicted model, not a curated record. NCBI's taxonomy places the organism in Eukaryota, Fungi, Ascomycota, Sordariomycetes, Hypocreales, Clavicipitaceae.